AUGGCCCACAUCCACUCCAACAAGAUGAAAGAAACUAUCACGAACCAGUAGAAACUUGCCAAACUGCAAGCACAAGUGUGCAUUGGUGGGAAAGGAACUGCUCCCUGAAAGAAGAAGGUGGUUCAUAGAACAGCUACAGCAUAUGAUAAAAAACUUCAGUUCUCCUUAAAGAAGUUAGGGGUAAAUAAUAUCUCUGGUAUUGCAGAAAUGAAUAUACUCACAAACCAAGGAACAGUGAUCCACUUUAACAACCCUAAAGUUCAGGCAAACGCUUUCACCAUUACAGGCCAUGCUGAGACAAAGCAGCUGACAGAAAUGCUCCCCAGCAUCUUAAACCAACUUGGUGCAGACAGUCUGACUAGUUUAAGAAGAUUGGCUGAAGCUCUGCCCAAACAAUCUGUGGAUGGAAAGGCACUACUCGCUACUGGAGAUGAUGAUGAUGAUGAUGAUGAUGAUGAUGAUGAUGAUAAAGUUCCAGAUCUUGUGGAGAAUUUUGAUGAAGCUUCCAAGAAUGAAGCAAACUGAAUUGAGUCAACUUCUGAAGAAGAAAAAACUUGAAGCAAUUACUGGGAGCUGCUAUUUUACAUUAUGACUGCUUUUUAAACAUUUUGUUCAUGGAUCUGAUAAAAUCUAGAUCUCUAAUAUUUUUAAGCCCAAGCCCCUUGGACACUGUAGCUCUUUUCAGUUUUUGCUUAUACACAAUUCAUUCUUUGCAGCUAAUUAAGCUGAAGAAGCCUGGGGAUAAAGUUUGAAACAAGGUUAAUAAAGUU
Molecule: messenger RNA, 770 nt
Organism: Leopardus geoffroyi (Geoffroy's cat)
Lineage: Eukaryota; Metazoa; Chordata; Mammalia; Carnivora; Felidae
Product: transcription factor BTF3-like
Exons: 1
Coding region: 208-525 (105 amino acids)
Cellular component (GO): cytosol; nascent polypeptide-associated complex
Source: RefSeq, a predicted model, not a curated record